Exaiptasia diaphana is the source of this 957-nucleotide messenger RNA. RefSeq lists its product as uncharacterized. Bases 1 to 957 code for a protein of 318 amino acids. Lineage: Eukaryota; Metazoa; Cnidaria; Anthozoa; Actiniaria; Aiptasiidae. The record is from RefSeq and is a predicted model, not a curated record. The transcript has a single exon.
AUGACAAUGGAAGAGUUGGCGGGAACGCUUUACGAUAGUCUUCGAACGAAAAUCAUGACAUUACCAGAUGAAACAAUCGUUUAUCCUGGACACGGAGCAGGAAGUGCUUGUGGUAAAAACAUGAGUAAAGAAACGAUCGGAUCGAUUGGAGAGGAGAAGCGAACAAACUACGCAUUGCGUGCGGAUAUGACACGUGAGGAGUUCGUGAAAGAAGUAACCGAUGGAUUGUUACCUCCACCAGCUUAUUUCCCACUGAAUGCUGCGUUGAACAAAAUGGGAUACGAGCACAUCGAUAAAGUAUUGGAGAAAGGAGAAAACGCAAUGUCACCGAAUGCAUUUGAAGUAGCAGCAAACGAAACAGAAGCGGUGGUGUUGGAUGUACGUCACCAGAAUGAUUUCGCAAAAGGACACAUUCCACGCUCCAUCUUCAUCGGAAUUGAUGGAAGUUUUGCACCGUGGGUAGGAGCAUUGAUCAAAGACGUAAAACAGCCGAUCCUAUUGGUUGUUGAGCAAGACAAAUUGCGAGAAGUGGUAACACGUUUGGCGCGCGUUGGGUUCGAUAAUGUGAUUGGAUACCUGGAAGGAGGAUUUGAUGCAUGGAAAGCAGCGAACAAAGAAGUGGAUACAGUAGAAAGUAUUUCCGCAGAAACGUUUGCAUCCAUCGUGAAAGAAGGAAAUGUGAGUGUGAUGGACGUGCGUAAAACAUCUGAAUACGCUUCAGAACAUGUAAUCGAUGCAGAAAACGCACCAUUGGAUGAUUUGAACGAUUAUUUGGCAAUGUUCAAGUCCAAUGAGAAGAAUUAUAUUCACUGUGCGGGAGGAUACCGAUCUAUGAUCGCAAGUUCAAUCUUGAAAUCUCGUGGAAUUCACAACCUUGUGGAUGUUCAAGGUGGAUUUGGAGCUAUUAAAACAACGGACAUUCCAGUUUCAGACUACGUGUGUCCAAGCGAAUUGUAA